AUGGAUGGUGAUCCCACUUUGGUGUUCAAGCCUGUUUACAAGUCUUUCAAAUUCAAAACCUCAGAAGAGUCUAUAAAAGGACUGAACGUAGAAAAGAAUGCCAAUUUGAAAGACAACAACGUAUUCAUUGCCAACCCUGAUACUACAGAUCCCGAGGUGGUCAAAAGUCCAGAUGCAGAUGAGCAAUGGAAGGCUGCUAUGGACUAUGACUUACCAGAGUUGGUUGUUUUCCUUCAAGAUAGUGGUUACGAGUUUGUUAAGGACAUCUGCAUCGACGAUGGAUCAGUGUCAUCGCAGAAUAAAUGUUUGGAAGAGAACUGUGAUUUGGAUCUUAAAUUUGUCUCUUGCAUGGUGAGCUCUGAUGCCGAAAGCAGCAGCGAAUCAACUGUCGAAUCUGAGGACUCAUCAGAAUCAUCAAACUCAACUGUAUCGAAACAUAUACCCGUGCAAGCGUGGGAGGAGGAUGUAGAGCAUCUGGGGAACUUAACAAUUGAAGAUGGAGAGCACUUUGGGGAAAAAGAUUGUACUGUUCCAACUAGGGCCAUCUGGUCAGAUUCAGUGAUAUUCUCCUCAACUGAUGACAAUAGGCGAAGCAAAGCCGCUCUCGAAACUGCCUUGGAGAAUGCAAGAAGGGGGGAACUAUUUCCGUUAAGUGUAGAGUUUCAGUCUCGAAAUGCAUGCAAAGACGGGAUGUCUGGUAGCCUAGCAGGAUCAAACAAAUCACAACAUGAGGGCAAGAAUGCAAGAAGAAAGGAGGAAGUUCCACAAAGUGAUUCAUCCAAUGAUUGGAUGUCAGUUAGCAUAACAGGAUGUAGUCAAUCACAACAGCAUCGCUGCGAGAAUGCAAGGAGGGAGGUAUGGCGUUUAGAGUGUCAUCCUCAGGAUUCAUCCGAAGAUGAGAUGUCAAAUAGUGUAACAGAAUCAAGUCAGUCACAACAGCAUCUCCGUGGAGAAUCCUGUUCUUCAGUUUCAGGGCCUUUAGCAAGAUACUCAGGAGCCUUAUUAAGUUUUGGUAGCAUCUCUUUCGGAUCAAACAGAAGUACAACUAGCUCUAGGUCUUUUACUUUUCCUAAGUUAUCCACAGAAUGGAUUGGCAGUCCAGUGAGAAUGGUUGAAGCUGAUCCGACACAAUUACGGAGGCAGCGGCGUUGGGGGAUGCGAUAUCUGUGUUGUAGCUUCUGAAUGCUCGUACAAAACUUAUAGGUGUCUUGUUGUAUAUCCUUGAUUGCUCGAUCAUAGUUUGGAUCUUUCAUUAUAAUCAUUCCUUUUCUAAUUUGUCUUUAGUUUAAAUGCUUUAUGAC
Argentina anserina (silverweed cinquefoil) is the source of this 1301-nucleotide messenger RNA. RefSeq lists its product as uncharacterized. Gene Ontology annotation, biological process: regulation of asymmetric cell division. The coding region runs from base 1 to 1182 and encodes 393 amino acids. The record is from RefSeq and is a predicted model, not a curated record. Lineage: Eukaryota; Viridiplantae; Streptophyta; Magnoliopsida; Rosales; Rosaceae. The transcript is spliced from 3 exons.